This is a messenger RNA of Coniophora puteana RWD-64-598 SS2, 2916 nucleotides long. RefSeq lists its product as uncharacterized. The record is from RefSeq and is a predicted model, not a curated record. NCBI's taxonomy places the organism in Eukaryota, Fungi, Basidiomycota, Agaricomycetes, Boletales, Coniophoraceae. The transcript is spliced from 10 exons. The coding region runs from base 1 to 2916 and encodes 971 amino acids.
AUGCUACAGGAUAAGCCUCUCCUCGUCUGGGUUGGAGACAGCGUGCGGCCAGGGUAUCGGGACGAAUACUUGAAAGAAGACAUACGCCUGGAAGGUCGAGGCCACGCCGCGGUGUAUCCGUGUUACUGCAAGAGCGGUAGACCGAGAGAGUACCGGUGCGAAAACUGCAGCGGAUGUCAAAUGACGUGCAGAGAAUGCUGUGUAGCCGCACACCAACAGAUGCCGUUGCAUCACGUUCAGAAGUGGAACGGUUCGUUUUUCGAGCGCGUGUCCCUCAAGUCGCUCCAUCUCAGGGUUCAGAUGAGUCACGAGGAUGGAUCCAAAUGCAUAUUACGCCAGUCAGGACACGCCAACUUUGUCGUCAUUCAUACAAAUGGAGUCCAUCGCGUCUCCAUUGACUUUUGUGGCUGUAAUAAAAAGGUACCUCACCGGCAGCAGCUUCUACGGUAUGGGUGGUUUCCUUCAACAGUUGACACGCCGGAGACCGCCUGCACCGAGGAGGCUCUCGCUCAAUAUUCGGCUCUUAUGUCCCGCACAAAAGUAUCAGCGCACGGUUACUAUCAGGCGUUAGAGACACUAACAGAUCCUCUCGGCUUGGAUGUUCCACCGAGUCAUUAUAAAGCUUUUCUUCGCAUUAUUCGCCAACGUGAAUACGUUCGUCUCAUGAAAGAGGCGGGCCGCGGUAACGUUCCCAAUGGCAUAGAAACUACAGGUGCAGGGCAGCUCGCUGUAGCCUGUCCAGCUUGUCCCCAUCCCGAAAUCAACUUGCCUGAUGGAUGGGAGAAAGCUGACGCAUCUCAAAAGUUUCUCUAUUGCCUUUUCCUCGCAAUGGACGCAAACUUUCGGUUGAAAAACCGCGACCGCGGCCCAUCCACUUCGGAUACGGAGUUAUUUGAUGGCCUAGCAUACUUCGUAGAGACUGGGCCAUACAUGGAGCACAUCAAGCGUCAUACAGCGGAGAAGGAGACGUCUACGUGUAGUAGCUUUCGAGCAAUCUCGGGUGUCAACAACAAGACAGCAAAGGGUCUACAGGCUACCGGGGUUGGAAUGGUCAUGUGUGCUCGCCACGAGUUUAUAAUGGCGCUCGGCGUUGGUGAUUUACAAGUAGGAGAGCGGAAUUGUAACAUGGAUUAUAUGUUCUUCUCCGUGUUUGCGACGCUACUCCUGCUUCUCGUCGUAAUCUCUUACGACAUUGCGUGCCAGUGGAAAAUAAAUCUAUUCAAGCGUAUGGAUAGACUUCCCGCGGCGAUGCAGGCUUUGCUGGUCUCGGUUGCUGAAAAGCUAAUCUUCGGUGUUCCAAAGUUUCAUGCCCCCGGUCAUAACGAAGCAUGUGCUACCGAACAUUCUCUAAAUCUUAUGGAGGGCGCUGGACGUACCGACGGGGAAGGUAUAGAACGCGGCUGGGCCGAGUUUAACCUGGCUAGCAAUAGUACAAAGGAGAUGACGCUCGGGUUUCGCCAUGAUACUCUGAACAUACUAUUCACCUGCCACAAUCUCCGCAAGUACUACAAUCUGGGGGACAUCCUUCGGCGUCGACUACUACUGGCCGUCGAAGCGCAUGCGGCCCAUCAAGAAGCUUUGCUGGUCUUCGAUGAGUCCAUUGGUGAAUCUACUCGCAACGCUUGGACGGCCAUGAGGGUCGCUUGGGAGAACGAUAAGUCCAAUCCCAACCCAUACAUAUCCUCCAAAAAGAGUAUAACCGAAGCAGACCUUCGGGCCCAGCUUGCAGAGGCAGAGCGAAACAUUCCAUUCCUGCCGCACGACAUUUCACCAAGUACAUUCGUGAAGUUAGCAUUCGAAAUUGAAGAUAAACAACGCCGCGUGCGAGCAGAUGUGGCACGCCUCAAAGAUCUGACAGCGGAGGAACGUGCUCAGCUAGAGCACCGUCGAUCGAGUAUACGCCGUGAAAUUGUCAAAUUUCGUGACAUACAGCGGGUAUACAUGCCCGGCAUCGACGCCUUGAUCGCGGCGAGGGAACGCAACGUCAACACCGAGGUAGAAAACGAAACGCUAUGGCUCCCAUCAGGACUGGGCGAAAUAGAGCGCAAACUGUGCAUUCACCGCGUUGACGAAGUCGAGAUGAAGCUCCGUGUAGCCCAAUGCCACAGCCUGCUAGAUAGGAUCCGCGGGAUGGUGCAGACAAGGUACCAUUUCACACUGUUUCGCAACCUCAACCUUCGAGGGCAGCGAGCCAUCACCCGAGCGUAUAAGCUCGUCCAAGACUAUGACCGUAAGGUCAUUGCCGAGCAAGCCAAGUACGACCAUGCGUACAGGGCGCUGCUCGCGCUGGGAAGCCAAGAUAUUCUUGCCCGGGGAUUGCGGCCGCUCGCACGAAGAGACAUCCGGGCGCUUCGGGAACCCCUGAUAGAAGCCGACACUCCGAGACGACGUGCGAAAGAGAUGGAACGUGGCAUAGGCGAAGGACAUCGUACGGUGUCCUGGAUAUGGACUACGGGAGGGCCUAUCGGCGCGGAUUGGCAAGACGAGGAGGAGACCCAAGAAGGUCUGCGGAUUCAGUGGCUGAAGGCGUGUGCACGGAAGAAACGAUGGGAGGAGGAAGUCGCGCUGCUGAAGGAAGAGAUGCGUCGCGUGCGUGCGUUUCUCGACCACAGAGCGUCUUGGUGGGAAAAGCACGCGAUUAACAUCCGUACGGGAAGCAGCGAAGCGGUACUGGACCGGCAAGCGAUCGUAGAAGGCGUGCGGGCGCACGCGCUGCGGCAAGCUCACCAACAACGUCGGUUACGGGACAGCUUCACGCGCAAGUGGGAGCGCAAGUGGUCAGCGCGGGAAGCGGAGAGCCUUCAGAGGCGUAGCAACCAUCCAGACAUUGAUUCAGACGCAGAAGGGGGUGGCGAUGAACCCGCCGAGGAAGCGGACGUGGGCAACGCGGGUGAGCGUGGCGGCAGCCGCAUUUGA